Camellia sinensis is the source of this 371-nucleotide messenger RNA. NCBI's taxonomy places the organism in Eukaryota, Viridiplantae, Streptophyta, Magnoliopsida, Ericales, Theaceae. The record is from RefSeq and is a predicted model, not a curated record.
AUGACAGAUUUGGGACUUAUGAGAUAUUUUCUCAGUAUUCAAGUGAAGCAGUCAAAGGGAGAAAUAUUUAUCUCUCAAGGAAAAUAUCUUGAAGAUUUAUUGAAGAAAUUUCAUAUGUCUGAUUGCAAGUCAGUUUUUACUCCAAUCUCUUUAAAUAAGAAGUUGCAAGUAAAUGAUGGAGCAAAGAAAGUCAAUGCUACCGCCUAUCUAAAAUUGGUUGGUUCACUAAAUUAUCUCACUAAUACAAGGCCAGACAUCGUUUACACUGUAAAUCUUAUUUCUAAAUUUAUGCAUGAGUCGAGCAAGCUACACUAUGCAGCAACAAAGCGAAUUCUUCGACAUCUUCAAGGGACCAAGAAUCUCAACAUCAG